This is a messenger RNA of Galleria mellonella (greater wax moth), 3575 nucleotides long. Its product is annotated as corneodesmosin-like. NCBI's taxonomy places the organism in Eukaryota, Metazoa, Arthropoda, Insecta, Lepidoptera, Pyralidae. The transcript has a single exon. The record is from RefSeq and is a predicted model, not a curated record. The coding region runs from base 82 to 2268 and encodes 728 amino acids.
CCGCAUGUUUAUAGUAAUGUAAAUGAUUUAAUACUAUCAGUUGAGAUUGAUACAAAUACUUGUGCGUGUGUGUUUCUCAUAAUGGCCAACAGAAUUAUUCUGUUGUGCUUUUUCUAUAUUUGUUUGUCAGUGAGUACAGACUGUCGAAAAUUUGGUGGGUCAAGAAGCAGUGGGCGUAGUGGUGGUGGUAGAAGUUGGGGAAGCUAUAGUCACAAGCCGUCUACAAGCAGACUUCAUGAAACUGCUAUAAGCAGGCCUACUUACAAUUAUCAUUAUCCGGCGUCUUCUUCACGUCUAUCAGGCGAUGUAAUAAAUAGACCAGAAACAUCUUUAAGUAUUUCGUCACCCACUAUAUUUGGCUCCGGAUUGCAGAACAAGCCUUCAUCCAGUUAUAAUCAGCAAUCUGUUUUUAGAAGCUCUGGAUUAUCAGGACACAGUUAUCCAGCUUCUUCAGGAUUAUCGGGAGAUGAUAACAAGAAACCAUUACUUCAGCAAGGAUCAUCACAUUACAACCACAAUUAUCCAAUAUCUCGUACAGGUCUAUCAGGAGGUAGUAACUAUAAGCCACUAGCAUCUUCAGUAUUACCUAAAGGAGACCAUAACUAUCCAUUAUCAAAUUUAGGGCUAUCAGGAGAUAGUGUUAAUACACGUAGUCCACCUUUAAAACUAUCUCAAAACAAACCAUCUUCACCCCAAGGAUCAUCAUAUUCCAGUCAUAAUUAUCCAAUAUCUUCUACUGGCCUGUCGGGAGUAAGUAGCUACAAACCACCUUUAUCUUCAGUACCGCUUAAAACUAACUAUAGUUAUCCAUCGUCAUUAUCAGGGCUAUCAGGUAGUAACAACAAAAAACCCACAGGUCAAGAAUAUCCUCCAUCCCUAACGGGUUUAUCGGGAGCAAAUAAGCCAGUUAUACUAACGCACGAUUCUGGUAUUCGUCCAAGCUAUCCAAUAGCAACAGGAUUAUCAGGAAAUAGUCCAAAUACUCAACCACAAUCACAUCCUAUUCCCCUUCCUAAGCCUAAUGGAUCUAUUGGAACUGCUCAUAUAGCUACUUAUAGUAACAGUCGUCCUCUAUCAAAUGUAAGUUUGUCUGGAUUUGGUAGUAAAUAUCCAUCAUCGUCAUCAGGUAUGUCAGGAUCUGGUCCAUAUAAGCCUCCGAUUCCAACAACGACCUCAAAAUUUGGUACUGGACAUAUUUACCCAAUGUCAUCGACAGGAUUGUCAGGCAUUAGUAACAACAGUUCACCUUUAAUAGCAAAACUUGAUUCUAGUCAUGUCUAUUCUACAUCUUCAUCAUCUGGAUCAGGACACAGUUAUCCACAAUCACCAACAAGGUUAUCUGGGGCAGGUCAUCCUCAAUAUACAUCAACACCUGGGUUUGGACAUGGUUAUCCAUCUGCUGCUACAGGUUUAUCUGGUUCAGGAAAUAAUCUGUCACCAGGAGUACAUAGUUCAAGAUCACAUAACUGGUACAAUACAAACACUGGAAAUUUGAAUGGCCAUAUUCAUACUAAUGGUAACACACACUACGGAAAAACGUAUAAUAUACCACAUUAUAGUGUUCCGAGCUAUUAUUCUUCUCCUCAGUAUGUAUAUAUAAAUGAGUACAGAAAUUCAGGGAGCCGAUAUAGUGACCUCUUGAUUGGGUUAGCGAUAUACAAUAUAGGUCGUUCACAUAGUCAUUAUCAUGAUCAUUACUAUUACGAUGAUUAUUAUAGAAGACGGUACGAAUCUUUAAAUUCUUACACAUCUCUAACCAAUACCAGGCCAAAAGAUUCAGCUAUAUGUACCCUGAAAGUAAAGGAAGACAAUAAUAUAGUAAAGAUACUGAGAAUACCCUGUGAAAUAGUGUCAACAUUUACUAAGGAUGCUGUAAAUGAAACUAAAUCACAAAGUUACAUGAAUCAAACAGUCUGUGUAACAAAUGUGACCACAGUUAAUAGUACUAAUGAAAACAUGACUCUUGCUAAUUCAACGUUAUUUAAUGUGACAGUUGUAAAUGGUACCGUAUGUACAUCCACGGUAAAUACUACAGAUCCUUUAUCGAUCAAAGGUCCACCGGUAUCUUCGACAAAAAUGGAGUGUGUUGUGGAAAUUCAAACUAAAGAUAGAUAUCUGCAAAACAAUGUAGAUUGUAACGUGUUACUGGAGUAUGCGAAAAUGCCAGAACCUAAGAAAAAGGAAAGUAUCAUUAUGCCUUCAAGGCAAAAGCUAAAGUCUUGGCUGGCGAAGCCUCCUUGGUGGAUGUCUUUGUUUAUAAGUGUAUAAAUGAGUGUAACUGAUAAGAAGUAAUGAUAAUAAUGAUUGCGUGUUGUGUAAUUUUUUUUGUCUGUACAUGUAUGUUUAUAUAUUAUUAUAAUUUUUUUUUAAUUUAACAAUUUUUGUGUUGAAUACUUUAGUUUUGUAAAGAAUUUUAUAUUAUUAAAAUAUUUUAAAUUAAAAUCAAGUUUGAAGUGAUUUUGAUGACUCUUUUUUAAUCGCAAGGGUUAUACGUAUAUACGUCAAAAUUUGUAGAAUAAAUUGAAUUGCUAUUAGGUACUAUUCGUUACUGAGUAAUUUUAUUUUACAUGAAAAUUGUUAUUCGAUUUGAUAUUAGGGCCUUAUUAUAGAACUAGCGGCUCGUCCCGGCGUCGCACGGGUGGACAUUUUUACAUUUUAAAAAGUGGCCAUUAAGGCUGCACACUCGACGGAAGCUUAAAAAUGGAGUAACUUCUUCCGUUUUCCCAACAUUUCCCUUCAAUGCUCUGCUCCUAUUGAUCGUAGUGUGAUGAAAAGUAUAUUGUAACCUGCCCAGGAGUAUGAAGAAUAAUUGUACCAAGUUUCGUUAAAAUCUGUCGAGUAAUUUUUGUUUCUAUAACAAACAUACAGACAGACAGACAAAAAUUUUACUGAUUGCAUUUUUGGUAUCAGUAUCGAUCACUAAUCACCUGAUAGUUAUUUUGGAAAUAUAUUUCAUGUACAGAAUUUACCUCUCUACAGAUUUAUUAUAAGUAUAGAUAAACUAAGUACAUAUAAUAUUAAAACAAAUUUUAUGUGUUAUAUGUUUAUAUUGAUACCUCAUGUAUGAUAUAAAAUUAAAUAAUGUAAUACUUUAUACUUUGAAUAUUAUAAUUUUUAGUUCGUGUAUUUUGUAUAGGGCGAAAUCUCGUGACCACUAUUGAGUUAUCAUUGAAGGAAUUCAUUAUUACAUAUCUAAGAAGUUAUUUAUUUGCUAUAGAAUGAUAAUAUUUUGUUAUCUUACAGUGUACUAUUAUGUACCAAAAAGAUGAAUAAAUUGCUUUAUAUUGUGAUUCAUAAAAAAGAAGUUAUACUUUGAUGAUUAUGAAUCACCUACAAGAAAUCCAUUAAAAAUAUCGAAUCUCCAUUCUGCGACACGGCGCCUGCUAAUGUUAGUAGGCAGUAUUGAUAUUAUGUUUGAUAGAGAUUUAGCUGAAUUAUGUUCAUGCGGGGUUUUAUUGAUUAGUAAAUAAUAUAUAAGGAACAUUUAUACAUAUUUUUUUUUUCACUUUGCUUUUGUAUCUUUUGCUGUUUGUGUGCUGUAAGUGAUGCAAAUAAAUUAUCUAUCUUUAUAUCUA